AUGACCAGUCACGACUACUCUUCAACUACCGUGAACCGACAUCAAGAUGCGCAUUAUGAUUCCGAAGAGAAGCUGCGUUAUGAGCUUGCCAAGACGGUUACGCUCACUCCAGAACUCUAUGAGCGCUUGUUUCUAAAUCCGAAGACGCGAGUAUCGGGGGACCUUCGUUCACGGUUUGGAAACCCAACGCCAGUGGGUGUGUUGGGCUUCUCGAUUGCCGUUAUGCCACUUGCGUGUGCCUUCAUGGGCUGGCAGGGCUCGGGCGGUCUCAGCGUCGCGACCGGUACAGUGAACAUAUUCUUCGGCGGUAUGCUCCUUAUCCUCGCAGGUAUUGGGGAGUUCCUACUUGGGAACACAUUCCCAAUGAUGGUAUUCCUCGGAUAUGGUGCGCAUUUCUUUGCUUACGCAACAACAUUCGUUCCCGCUUUCAACUCGAUUGGAUACUUCAACCCGGAUGGAAGCGGCACUGGCAGUCCUGGCACGUCGAACCAGACAUCAGUAUUUCUAGCAAGUUAUGCGUUCUACCUCAUCGUCAUGUGCAUUCUAUCCUUCAUAUUCCUCCUCGGCUCGUUACGCGUCAACGUCGUGUUUGUCCUAAUUUUUAUGUUUGCGACAAUCGGGUUUGGUCUCGGCGCUGGGGCCUUCUUCAACCUUUCCAAUGGAAAUGCUGUGGUUGGAACGAGGUUGGCUACGGGUACAGGUGCUUGCUUCUUUGCGGCUAGCGUGCUAGGCUUCUACUUCUUGCUGGCUCUGAUUAUUGCGAUCAUGGAGUUGCCGGUGCCGGACCUGCCUGUAUGCGACCUGAGUAUGGUGAUCAAGGCGAGGCCAAGAGGUGUGAUCAAGGAAGAGUAA
Messenger RNA from Alternaria arborescens, 852 nucleotides. RefSeq lists its product as hypothetical. Gene Ontology annotation, cellular component: plasma membrane. Gene Ontology annotation, molecular function: acetate transmembrane transporter activity. NCBI's taxonomy places the organism in Eukaryota, Fungi, Ascomycota, Dothideomycetes, Pleosporales, Pleosporaceae. The record is from RefSeq and is a predicted model, not a curated record. Bases 1 to 852 code for a protein of 283 amino acids. The transcript is spliced from 3 exons.